GUUGCGUGUUUGACAGCUGAGACAGAACAUAGAUCACGGGGACCGCUCUCAAAGAAACGAAUAAAGAAAGGAUAACUACCCAAUCAUCUGUACAAGCCUGUAACCCAAUACACUAUGUCAAGGCAAUCCAACCGAACCACAGACAGCAAGAAGAUGAACUCGGAGCUGUUCACUCUGACAUACGGAGCCCUGGUAACCCAGCUAUGUAAGGACUAUGAGAACGACGAGGAGGUCAACAAACAGCUGGAUAAGAUGGGAUAUAAUAUCGGAGUGCGUCUCAUCGAAGACUUCUUGGCGCGCUCCAGCGUUGGGAGGUGUCAGGAUUUCAGAGAAACGGCCGACGUCAUCGCUAAGGUGGCGUUUAAGAUGUACCUGGGCAUCACCCCCAGUGUGACCAACUGGAGCCCGGCGGGGGAUGAGUUCUCCCUCAUCCUGGAGAGUAACCCCCUGGUGGACUUUGUUGAGCUGCCUGACAACCACAGCUCCCUGGUCUACUCCAACCUGCUGUGUGGGGUACUCCGAGGAGCUCUGGAGAUGGUGCAGAUGGCAGUGGAUGUGAAGUUUGCUCAGGACACCCUGAGAGGAGACAAUGUCACAGAGAUCCGCAUGAAGUUCAUCAAGAGGAUCGAAGAGAAUCUACCGGCCGGGGAUGAGUGAGCGAGAGAGUGAGAGUGAGAGAAAAACCACCUCCCUCCACUUCUCUUCUCUUCCCACUCUGAGAGCGAGAGAAUCAAGUCCUUGGGUGUGUCUGAAAUAUAUUAUAUCUUCCUCUCCUUUCCUCCAUCUGCACUGGUCUAAAUACAAAGGACAGAGAUAGAUGGAAGUUAUGAUGCAUUUUACAUCAUCAUGAUGAUGUGGCCGGUGACACUUUGCUUCUUGAAAGUCCAAUAUCUUAAAAAAUUGACUGCUGACCUGUACAACAUUGUGGGACUGUAUCAACAGUGGACUAAUGAAAAAUAAUACCAAAAUAUAGUUUUGGAGUGGAAUUAACCUUUAAAUGCUUGAUGACUACCAGCAAUAUUUACUGUCCCCUGUCUAGUUCUUUCACAGUCGUGCAGAUGAAGGAAAGGAGACAGGGAGAGGUGGUUUUUGAGAUGCACCCAUAGAGAUAGGUAGAGAACUAUAUCUGUGCCAUUAUAGUGUCUGUGACAGCAUGGACAGCGCCAUUGAGGCUACAACCCAUAGGAAUCCCCACCGAGUUGACUACUUUGACUACUUUAAAAUGGCGGAAGCAUGGUGGAAGCCCUCAAUGGCGCUCCCCAUGCUACAAUUGGCCUUUUGGCCACUAAAGGGCUCUAUCAUUCUCUAUGGAUGCACCCUAUGCUUUAUGGAAGGACUUCUGCUGAACUAUGACCCCUGGCCUUUAACCUUUGCUCAUCUGACCCCCCCUGACCGUUCAGCUUUAAUCUCUGCUCCUGUGAUGAGGAACUCCUUGGACACAUCAUCAUCUCAUAUGUUAAUUUCUAGGGCAAGGAUCUUUUCAGAUAAAUACUUUGGCCCUUAGAUAUAGUCUAGGCCACUCAAACUCAACUAUGGACCUUUUUUUCAUUGUUCCCCUCUAAUCAGGUGUGUGUAAUUAAUUAUCAGGUAGAACAGAAAACCAGCAGGCUCCCGACCUCGUAGGGUCAGAGGUGAAUCCCCCUGAUCUAGUCAAUACCCCUGAUCUAGUCAAUUGUCUAAUGAAAGCUCCUGGCCCAUUACAAAUGGAACGUUUUUUGAUUGACUUGCGAUUCUGUUCAUUUCACAAAUGUGUAUCACUGAAUGGAAUAUGAUGGUUCACUACCAAGUAAAAGUUGACUGUCUCAAUUGUGUUGGUGGACAAGAUUCGUUUUUACUUUCAUCUGUCUUCAAGAUUCUAUUAAUAUCUAUGUGUAUAAGAUAUUUAUUUGUUGUCAUGUAAGAUACUGCCACAUGUAUGGCAAUGGUCAUUUAAGUAGGCUGAUGUCAUUAUUAAUAAACUCAUCGUGACAUAUCCAA
Messenger RNA from Coregonus clupeaformis (lake whitefish), 1977 nucleotides. RefSeq names its product trafficking protein particle complex subunit 3. Gene Ontology annotation, biological process: endoplasmic reticulum to Golgi vesicle-mediated transport; intra-Golgi vesicle-mediated transport. The transcript is spliced from 5 exons. NCBI's taxonomy places the organism in Eukaryota, Metazoa, Chordata, Actinopteri, Salmoniformes, Salmonidae. Gene Ontology annotation, cellular component: cis-Golgi network membrane; cytosol; TRAPP complex. The coding region runs from base 115 to 657 and encodes 180 amino acids. The record is from RefSeq and is a predicted model, not a curated record.